CGGGACUUUCCGUGUUGACGGAUAUGACGGCCAGCUUCUGAGAAAGAGAGAGAAAGAGAGCGAAAGAGAGAGAGAUAUAGAGGCUGUGGUUCAACACUUAGUUAGCUGCCUAUCUAGACUCCACUUUUGGGCACCGUCAGCGCUAUCCUAAAUGACAGUAUUGUAGUUACGGGAAAUCAGAUUCAUUUUCGCGAAUCGGUUCUCGGCUCAUAAUGUUUUGGUUCACAGAGUUUGGAGUAGGCUACCCAAGAAAGCAUUGCAUUUAGUGAAACUGAUUCAUUGCAAACAUCACGAAUUCUUUAGGAAAGUACAGCCUAUAAGUGGCUUCACUUAAGGACCUGUUUUUGCGAAACUUUUUUAUUUUGCUUUUCAGGUCAUACUUCGGACGCAGCUUCGAGUCUGGCUGUCACCGUAACGGCGUUUUAAAUUGAUGAAAAUUAGUUCAGUUAAAUAAACCCCCCUGGAGGUCAUUUCGUUUUUUUUUAGCAUAACACGCAUUGUACGUGAACGCUCUGUAGGCGGGGUCGAGCUAGCGAGCUGCUUACAUAGUCUUCUUCUUUUUGUUUUAGUACCCUCACCUCACUAGGUUUUGAGACAGAGCCACGGUGAAACGCGUCUCCAUCACGUUCACUUAGCCUAUAAUUUAAAAAUAACCCCACACCUUUUUUUCUUUCUCUAUUUUAAUAUUUAGUAGACUUUUUCCACUAAUUAUUAUUAGCAAGAUCCUUGCCUGACAAGUGGGCGGAAAACAGCGCAAUAUUUCCGGGUGUUUGAUGAGGGGGAACCCCGUGGUGUUUUUCUACCCUGUUUCAGACCCGUCGUUAAACGGGGUUUCGUCCACACCGGGUGAGAACGAGUACCCGUCGGGUUUCCCUCAGAGCAUCUGCGAUGAAGUCCCGAAGGAGAAGUACUUGUGCAGCAACUGUAAUAAUGUGUUGAAUAAAGCGCGUCAAACCGUGUGCGGUCACCGCUACUGCCUCGCGUGCGUCAACUGGCUGGUCAGAAACAACAAGGAUCUUGUGUGCACAAAAUGUAAAGAAGAAGAUCCCAGUUUUGAGAAUGACACUAGCGUAUUGACUCUUGACCAGUUCUUCAACGAUGCCGCCAUUAAUAAGGAAAUUUUGGAUCUGAAAGUUCACUGUGCCAACCAAGGCUGCCCCUGGAGAAGCACCCUGAAGAACUUUGAGGACCAUCAGAGUCAGUGUGAAUAUGCCCUGAUCCCUUGCAACAUUGGCUGUGGCUUAAUGGUGCAGAGGAAAUCACUGGCUACACAUCUGGAGAGAGGCUGUCCCAACAACAAGACCACAUGUCCUUCUUGUUCAGGUGUCCUGACACCGAGAGAGCUCCAGAAGCAUGUUUGUCCCAGUUCAGGUGAUAAGAAGACGACGAAGACAGAUAAACGACAAAAGAAUAAUCACCCAAGCAGCUCAAAAAAGAAGGAGCCAUGCAUUUUCUCAGACGUUGGUUGUCCUUUUAAGGGCAAUGCGGACAAAGUAAAAGAGCAUGAAUCCUGCAGCCAUGUUGGCCAUCUACAGCUUCUCUUGGAUGUGACCAGAGCUCUUCAGCGUACCUUGAAUUCUUCAGCUGAGCGAAGCCACCAUGAAAGCCCUGAUCUUCUUCAGCCUGGACAGUGUGGUGCUUCCCACAUUUCUCAGAGCGAGGGUGAGAUUGAGAGCGACGGAGGGGAUCCAGGAGUGAGUGAUAAGGCCCUCAGUCUCCACGACGAUCAGGCUGAACUUGCUGUAGGCCAGCAACUGGACGCUCUACAGCAGAGAGUGCAGGUUCUGGAGAACAUCAUCUCAGCUUUGAACCGAGAAGUGGAGAAGACGCAGAUCAGUGUUGUUGCGCUGGAGAGGGACAAUUACAACAGUCAACACCUCAUUCAGCACUUGGAAACCAAGGUAGCGGAACAGCAGCAGAGACUGGUCAGGAAAGACAUUCAGAUCAGUUCAUUGCAGCAGUGUAUCAGCGCCCAGCAGGACAUCUCGUAUGAUGGCACCUUCCUCUGGCGGUUGUGUGAUGUCAGCCAGAGCCUGAGAGAGGCUGCCAGCGGCGAAAAGAUCAGUCAGUACUCGCCAGCGUUCUACACUGCCAGGUAUGGAUUUAAGGUGCGCAUGCGGCUCUACUUGAACGGAGAUGGGGUUGGAAAGGGAACACACAUCUCGCUUUUCUUUGUUAUAAUGAAAGGAGAAUACGACGCCAUUCUUUCAUGGCCAUUCAGACACAAGGUCACAUUCUUUCUCAUAGAUCAGAACCAGAGGGAGCACGUCAUCGACGCUUUCCGUCCAGACCUCUCCUCUGCAUCUUUCCACCGCCCCGUCUCAGAGAUGAAUGUGGCCAGCGGGUGCCCCCUGUUCUUCCCUCUGGGGAAAAUGAGGUCGACUAAGCAUGCGUACUGCAAGGAUGACACCAUCUAUAUCAAGUGUGUGGUGGACACCUCCUCCUGAAGCAUGAAGGCCUGGCUGUUAAAGAGGACUGGAUUUCUUAAGGGAGCAUAAAAAUUCUGGAUCCAGACAAAAUGAAUAUGGAGAGAAGAGAAACAAAUCCAGAAAUAUUUAUGAACUGAAAAGUUUUGUCUCUGUUGCAUUUUGGUUCUUUGGGUACAUGAAUAAAAUACAUUUUUAGAUUGACACCUGGCUCUUAAUGUUUUAAACAGUGACUCUUUCUGGUGUUAUUUUGGAUGUACUGCGGUUUUAUUUAUUAUGGAAUGAACUGGAUUUUGAAUAUCAUUCUGACAGUUUUCCCAUUUUACAUGUUAUAAUAAAUAAAAUGUGUUUACCACCUUG
This is a messenger RNA of Carassius gibelio (silver crucian carp), 2786 nucleotides long. RefSeq names its product TNF receptor-associated factor 1 (gene traf1). The record is from RefSeq and is a predicted model, not a curated record. Gene Ontology annotation, molecular function: tumor necrosis factor receptor binding; ubiquitin protein ligase binding; zinc ion binding. Gene Ontology annotation, biological process: regulation of canonical NF-kappaB signal transduction; protein K63-linked ubiquitination; positive regulation of JNK cascade. The transcript has 11 exons. Bases 774 to 2447 code for a protein of 557 amino acids. Lineage: Eukaryota; Metazoa; Chordata; Actinopteri; Cypriniformes; Cyprinidae. Gene Ontology annotation, cellular component: plasma membrane signaling receptor complex; cytoplasmic side of plasma membrane.